AUGGAAAAGUCUAAUAAUAAUGUAGCAAAUCAUUAUAACAAAAUAAAGAGUCUGGGCGUGCAGAGCAGAGAAGCAUCAAAGAUUAUUGGAGUGCGUGAAGCAAAUAAUUUCUUAAAACAAAAACUAAUUCAGAAAUUUAUACGUGAGAACAGCGUUGUUUUGGACUUGGGCUGUGGGAAAGGAGGAGAUUUAUCAAAAUUAAAACACCAUAAUAUUAAACACUAUUACGGAUGUGAUAUUGCCAAGGAGUCACUUGCAGAAGCACUUAAAAGAUCGCUUACACAUAAAUUUAAAUCGGACUUUUUGCAGGCCGACUUUAUAAAUAAUAAAAUUAUAAUUCAAGAGAAGGCCGACUUAGUUAUGGCCCAGUUUAGCUUUCAUUAUGCAUUUGCAAAUGAAAAUUCUGUGAAAAAGGCAGUAAAUAAUGUGUGCAAUAAUUUAAAGGAAGGAGGAGUGUUUAUUUUAACUAUUCCAGAUAUGCAAGUGAUUACACGAAGAUCCGCUCGUAAUAUAGUAGAUGGCUCAUUUGGUAAUUCGUUAUACAAAGUAUGCCCAAAUAAGUCUUUCUACAAAAAUGAACUCUUUGGAAGAGGAUAUGAAUUUCACUUACAAGAAGCACUUACGGGAUGUGAGGAGUAUCUCAUAGACUUAAAUUAUCUGACAAGCCAUUUUGCAUCCAAAGGCAUUAAAAAGAUAUUUGACAUAGACUUUCUCUCAUUUCUAAAUCAUGAAAUGUCUGCAGAUAAAGAAACCUACUCAAGAAUGGUAAGGCAUCCUCUGACAAAAGAAGAACUUCCUAUAAUUGAGUUGUAUAGAGCUGUAGCAUAUAAAAAGAAUUGA
This is a messenger RNA of Nematocida parisii ERTm1, 840 nucleotides long. RefSeq lists its product as uncharacterized. The transcript has a single exon. The coding region runs from base 1 to 840 and encodes 279 amino acids. Gene Ontology annotation, biological process: 7-methylguanosine mRNA capping. NCBI's taxonomy places the organism in Eukaryota, Fungi, Microsporidia. The record is from RefSeq and is a predicted model, not a curated record. Gene Ontology annotation, molecular function: mRNA 5'-cap (guanine-N7-)-methyltransferase activity. Gene Ontology annotation, cellular component: nucleus.